AAUUUCUGAAAAGUGCGUAUCUGUUGUCAGAAAAUAAUGAUACCGCCUUUUAAAUAUUAUUGUUCCCUUGGGUUCCGAGUGAAAAAUAGGGCUUCAACAACAUAUCUUCACCCUGUUCUAUUCUCUCCUCUCCUCUUCACCUGGCCCCACAAUUGCUUAUAAUCUGUCAUCUCCAACUCUCACCAUCUCCUCCAUGUCACCCUCACACCAACGACUCACUCUUCGCUUCCCACUGGGAUCCCACUCGAGCAAUUGUCUGUCACGUGAUGUCAUUCGGCGGUCUCCUCAGUGUAUGACCAUUCAAUCUCAAUUUCCUCCUACAUAUUUGUUAGGCAAAUGGCUCUUGAUUGGUUGGUUUCCAGAGUCUCUUGUUUCUAAUUCUUUCUGGUCGGCCGGCUGGCUGGCCAUUUGGUCUUCACUAUGGAGUCAGCGAAGUCAGUUGUUGAUAAAAGUGUGGAACGUGUUGGAGGUGCUUUUCUUGACGCGAGAACCAAGUUUCUGACCCAUAUAGAAGAAGUGACUGACUUGACAUUGGUGUUGAAUGGAAUCCGAAUCUUGUUGUUCAUGCUGAGUUCAGAAGAUGUGUAAACCAGUUUGUUUGUUUUUGGCUACCUGCAAGUCUUCGAGUUUGUGUGACAUUUAACAUAAAUCAUCUGUAAAG
Molecule: messenger RNA, 661 nt
Organism: Trichobilharzia regenti
Lineage: Eukaryota; Metazoa; Platyhelminthes; Trematoda; Strigeidida; Schistosomatidae
Source: the annotation of a GenBank genome assembly